Molecule: messenger RNA, 663 nt
Organism: Anthostomella pinea
Lineage: Eukaryota; Fungi; Ascomycota; Sordariomycetes; Xylariales; Xylariaceae
Source: the annotation of a GenBank genome assembly
AUGGCGUCACCAUCCAGUCCUGUUACCAUCUCCGUGCCUCGCAGCCCCGACUCAGUUGCCACCUCAGAGGAGAUCAAGGAUGAACAUGAACCACUCCGACAAGAGCACCUCGUUCAGAUCCAGGACACCCUGAAAAGACACCAAAACGAGCACUUGCCGAUGGCCUAUCUUGCCGACCAGUUGCGGCUAACCGAGAAACAACGAGCCGAACUCGUCAGCGAGUACCAUGAGUUGUCCAAAGCGCUUUCCGACGACCUGUCGGGUAUUGACGGCAGACACUUGACGAAUUGGCCGCGCAUCCAAGAGCUCGAAAUAAGUCGGGUUACGAACUAUCCGGAACUGGAAAAGGGCCACGUACGGUUCUACUCUGCGAUACUUCAAAGCGAAAUGACUAUCGCCACUCACAGGUUGAAGGCUGGUAUCUCUCAAUACAUAUCGGCGGUCGCCUAUGGCAGCACUGAACACAAGCUUGGUGGCGAAGAGUACUCCUUGAGGGACGUGGAAGAAUUUCUCGUUCUCCUGACUGAGAGCUUGCACGAAGAAGCAUUUCACAGGGGAUAUCGCACGGUUCAACAGCCAAAAACAGGAAAGCGCGCGGGCGAUAGUGAUCUUGAUCUUCAAGGUUGCAGCAAGCGCGUCAAGGCGGAAGCGGAUGUACAUUAG